This is a messenger RNA of Frankliniella occidentalis (western flower thrips), 3214 nucleotides long. RefSeq lists its product as uncharacterized. The record is from RefSeq and is a predicted model, not a curated record. Lineage: Eukaryota; Metazoa; Arthropoda; Insecta; Thysanoptera; Thripidae. The transcript is spliced from 9 exons. Bases 251 to 3094 code for a protein of 947 amino acids.
UGAAGUGCCAGACAGGCUGACUAAAGUUUCCCAAAGAUACCAUUUAAGAGGGAGAGAGGGGGUAGGGGACACACGAGGAUCGCUCCCGGGCGUGCUAUCAGCGCCUUGAAGUUUCUGACGGUGCCGUCGCCUCGCCUUGUUGUCAUCCCGAGAGCAGGUGGCACCCGCAGCGGCGCGGCCACCGGCACUUGCUGCCAGAGCCGCCGACCGGACCGGACGGCACACCAGGACGGCGAGGACCGCGGCCGACAUGAGGACCCACGGCCGCCUCGUGCUCGCCGCCUGCAUCCUGGUGGUCUGUGUCUCGGCCUCGCACGUGGUGCCGAGCGUCACCACCGCCUACGUCAAGGGCCGCCUGCAGCUGUGGCUCGCGGCCGACCCCCCGCCCGCGCCCGCGGACAAGCCUGACCAGCCGGUGAGCCUGAGCUCCUGCGCCGUGCGCCCGCCCGGCGAGCUCACCUUUACCGUCCUGCCGGAGCGGCCGGGCCCCGACAACGACGCCGUGCUCAAACUACUCGGCGACUACGGCAAAGGGCUGUGCGGGGUGCAGGUGCAGCCCGUGAGCAAGGCGCACGCCGGCACCUGGAGCCUCAGGGCCGAGUUCAAGGCGGCCAACGCGUCUGCGGCGAGCGCGGAUGCCGUGGUGACGGUGUCGGAGUACUCUGACGGGGUGCUUCCAGAGAAGCCGUCCGUGACCGAGGGUGGCUCCGGCUUCACGCUCCGUCUGGUGACGAUCGGGAAGGACCUCAAGUUCACCACCUGCGGAGUCAUCCCACCCUGGAGCUCGGGAGCCGUCGUGCCGCUGGAGCCGGGCGCGGCGGCCGCGGCCGGGCCGGACGCGGACAGGCUGCGGUACUUCCCCGGGAACGGUGCCGCCGGCUCGCUCGACAAGGGGUGGUGCGCCGUCGAGGUGGUGGGCGUCCGGGGGAAGGACGGUGGCCGCUGGAUCCUGGAGGCCACGGUCAAGGACACCGGCGUGGUGCGGCGCGGCUACACCGCCGUGACCGUCUACACUCCGCGCAUGGCCAUCUCGCCGUCCUCCGAGAUGAACGCGGAGCAGAAGGAGACGGCCGUCAUGCGGCUCGUGUUCGCCGAGACCCGGGCUUCCGGCGACGUGCAGUGGACGGGGUGCCAGGCGGUGACGCCGGACGGCGCCGUGGUGCAGCUCUCGGGGCAGGGGCCGAGGACGGCGUCGAGCACGGACGAGACGGUGCGCCCGUCCGGGCCCGCGGGGGUCGAGUGCGGCGCGCGCAUCGGGCCGCUGGAGGCCAGGCACGCGGGCAAGUGGACGCUGGUCGGCGAGGCGGGCGGCGAGGAGCGCAGCGCGUCCGCGAGGCUCGCCGUACAGGAGGCGUACCGGCCAUCCGCGUCCAACGAGGUGUCCGUCAUGCUGGGCGCCCGCAAUCAACCGCUGGACUGCGGCCCGGAGAAGGCCCUGUUCUGCGAGCUCCGUGACCCGGCGGGCGCGGUGGCCACCAGCUCCGCGGGGCCGUGCCGGCACACGCUGGAGCGGGUACGCACCGUGCACAACGGCUCCUGGACGUGCUCGAUGCUGUUGCCGGGCUACUCCGACGCGGUCAACGACACAGUCGUCCUGGUGCUGGCAGAUCCCGUGCGCGUGGUGACGGGCGUGGUGGUGCCAGCGGCCAGGACGGGCCGCACCGUGGACGCGGAGCCGCCGCUGGUGCUGCAGUGCCGACUGGCGGGCACCCGAGCCUGCCCCAACGCGCUGGUGUACUGCCGCAUGGACUCGCCGAGCGGCGAGCGCCACCUGCUCAAGGACGGCGUCGUGGGCUCUGGUCGCUACUCGUACGCCGGCGAGGGCUUCCACCGCUGCGACUGCUCCAUGGCCAUCAGCCGGCCUCUCGCGCCGGGGGACAUCGGCGUGUGGCGGUGCGUGAUGGGCUUCCAGUCCAGCCGCCGCGCCGGCUACGUCGAGCUCCCCGGGGCGGACAGGAGCGCGCGCGACACCUCCGCGGCCGGCGCCGGCCUCGUCGCCUUCCGCUCGCCCGUGGACGGCGUGGUGACACCCGGGGCCGCGGCGACGGUGGGCUGCCGCGCGCCGGGCGCCCUGGCGUACUGCUGGCUCCGGACGCCGCGGGGCGAGCGGCUGUCGGUCGUGGACGCGUCCUCCGCCGACGGCCAGCCGCGCUACGCCGGGAUGGGCUUCGAGUUCGGCGAGUGCGGCGUGUCCAUCCCCGAGGCCUCUGUGGCCAACCACUCGGGCACCUGGCGCUGCGGCGUGGGACUGGUCGGCCGGGGAGGGCCGUCGAUCGACCUCGAGGUCCCCGUCGAACUGACGGUGUCGGCGUCGCUGGUGGUGCCGCUGGAGGUCCGCGUCGUCGGCGCGACCGGCCACGCCGCCACCCUGGGCUGCCGGACCCUGCUGGGGGACGCGCUCGACUACUGCCGCUUCCAGCGGCCGGACGGCCUUAGCGUCCAUCUGGCGGACGCGGGCCUGACACCAGACGGCGACGGCAGCCUCCGCUACCGCUACCUCGGGGCUGACGGCGAAGGGGGUGGGCUGGCCGAGGGGUACUGUCGCCUCGCCAUCGCCGCCCUGGCCGAAGAGGACUACGGCGACUGGGUCUGCGCCGUGCGCGUGGCCGGCGAGGUCCGGGGCCGCGAGCAGACGGCCUCCGUGGUGCUCGAGCCGAGUGGAGGUGUCGCUGACGCGGGGGUGGUCGGCGGCGCCGUGGCCGCGGCGGUGCUGCUAUUGGCCGCGGCCUCCUUCGUCGGCUACCGUCGCUUCCGGCCGCGUUUGUCACGUCGCUCGCCGUCCAUCUCCUCGUCGCAGACGAGCGACGCCCCGAUGGCGCCGAACCUGGCGGCGGCCUCGCUCACCACGCCGCGGGGCUUGAGCCAGCCGGCGGUGCGGAGGACGACGACGCGGUCCUCCGCGAGGGUCGCGGCCACCAUGAUGCCCUCCACGAGGCUUCCCGCCAGGAUGCGAGGGGCCAGCGGUGCCAGGGCCUUGGACGAGGCCAUCGGCCUCGAGCCGCUGCCGAGGACACUCCCGGCGGCGCCCGAGGACUCGUCGAGCUCCGAUGUCGACGUCGACGUCUUCCCGGCCGCGAGCAGGAAGACGCAGUAGACCGGCGGGCUAUCGAUACAAUGGACGAAAUACAGCGCAUUUUUUCUUAUUUUGUUUCUAUUUGUUUUAUUUACACUCACACAGAAAUUUGCAUUUGAAAUAAAAUGGGUGUUCCAGUCA